This is a messenger RNA of Anguilla anguilla (European eel), 5479 nucleotides long. Its product is annotated as nascent polypeptide-associated complex subunit alpha, muscle-specific form-like. The transcript has 6 exons. Lineage: Eukaryota; Metazoa; Chordata; Actinopteri; Anguilliformes; Anguillidae. The record is from RefSeq and is a predicted model, not a curated record. The coding region runs from base 494 to 5272 and encodes 1592 amino acids.
GUCCAUGCUGUGAUUGGUUGAUGGCGGAAGACAUAAAAGUUUCUUUAUUCAGUCCCAUUUCAACUUCACCCCCGCGUUUCCUUAUGGUAACUCCCUCCAUAGCUAUCGCUCCAUCCCGGGAGUAGCAUAUGUCUUGACUGGCGCGCAGGAAAAGAGAGCGCACAGAACGCCCGCAGCACAAGAGAAACACAACCGCGGUCCCUUUUAUGCGAACAAACGUGCCAGAGACGAGUGGACGCGGUUCGGCACUACAAUCCAGCUCGUCUAAUCGGCUAUUUUUGUCCGCUUUCUCGGUUUAUGCACGGAUACCGCCUGGAAAAAGGGAACAAGGUGGCCAGCCUGUUGGGCGUAGCUAGCAAGCUAACUUAAGCGUGCAUCAGUAUCCUGACGAUCAGGCAGGAGGGCCGCACAGCACUGGGGGGUCCCGUCUGACUGAGGGCGUAAAUCCCGCGAAACUGCGCCAGUGAGGGGCAGCGCCAGGCCUGGGGGGGAGAUGAAACCGGAUGGGGUCGACACUGCAGCGCCCAUGGAAGUCCUGGGGGCGGAGCCUGUAGUCGAAGGACCGCCCAUGGAGGAGGAGCCGCAGCCGCCUGCCCCGCCGUCGCAGCUUGAGGAGGCGGCCGAGCCGCAGCAGCAGCAGCAGCAGCCGGAAGUGCAGACGGCGCCACCUGCCCCCAAGGAGGGGAACGGCAAGCCCGCCGACCCCAAAGCCAAGACGAGAGGACCCGCUAAAACCAGGCCCGCGACUGCCGCCGGCGCCAAGACCACGGGACCGUCCGGACCCGCCGCCCGGCCCGGAGCGGCCCAGGGCCGCAUCCUCAACGGCGUCCAGAAGCCCCUGUCCAACGGCCUGGCCAGGAAGACCAACGCCACCAACGCCGCCGCUCCUGAGAAGAAGAAGCUCCCUGCCGCCGCCGCCGCCCCUCCUAAAAGGCCUGCGGGACCGCCCGCCCCCGCCAGACCCCCGGCCAAGGCCGCCGACAGGAAGCCCGUCGGAGCGAACCGGCCCGCCACCGCUCCCGCCGCCGGGCCCGCCGGCACCAGGACCGCGACCGGAACCGCCCAGCCCCCCAGGAAAGCCCCCGCCGCGCCCAGCAAUGGGGUCAAAGCCAAACCCAAAACCACCGUAGCUCCCAGGCCAGCCUCUGCAGCUCCCUCCAAACCCAGCACGGCUGCUCUGACCAAAACCGAUAGGCCGACUGUUCCCAAGGCAACCAGGCCUGCCACCGUUCCUCCUUCCUCUCGACCCGCCCCCACCACGACGACGACGGCAACGGCAAAGGCAGCCGCCGCCUCCACCAAACCCUCCUCCUCCAGAGCAGGUGCCACAGCUCCCCCUGCUGGUCGCAGCGCAGCAGUGCCGCCCACCAAGACCGCAGCUCCCGCAAAGAAAGAUGUUAGCCGACCGACCGCAGCGGCGGCCAAGAAACCGGCGGCAGCAGCGGCAGCCCCCGCCCGGCCUUCACCGGCCCGGCCCUCUAAACCCGAGGCUCCCAAAGCCGCCGCCGCCGCCGCCCGGCCCGACACGGCCGCUGCCGCCACCAAGCGGCCGGCCGCCGGCGCCAAGGCCGCGGACGCCAAGCCCUCCCGGCCCAAGCCGCAGGACGCCAAGCCCACCGCCACGGCGGAAGUGAAGGCCAGCCCCCGCGCCGCCGCCGCCGGGCCCCGGCUCGGCCUCGCCAAGACGGCCACGCCCAGCCCCAGGAAGGCGGUGGGCAGCAGCACCCCGCUGGCGGUCAAGCGCGGGUCCAAGCCCACGCAGACGGUGCAGCCCCUCUCUGCCAGCGGGGAGCCCGCCAAGAAGACCCAGCCCGCCGCCGCCGCGGCUGCCACCGCCACCGCCGUGACCGCAGCCGCCGUCGCCACCACCGCCGUCGCCACCGCCGCCGCCAUCGCCGUGGUAGCAGCCGAGCAGCCGCCCCCCGCGGAGGCCCCGCAGCCGGCCGGGUCCCAGGGGGAGGAGCCGGAGGAGGCUCCGCCCUCUCUGUCUGUCGCGGGCGGAGUGGAGAGCGAGGCCGUGGGCCUUCCUGCCCAGCAGCCCCAGGCUCCGGCGGAAACCCCGGCGGCCAUUGUGGCUCCGCUGUCCCCUGCGUCCUCGCCCGCCGCUCCCGCGUCUUUACCCCUGCAACCAGAGGGGGCGCCGCCGCCGCCUGCGUCUGUGGGAGCUCCACUGAGCCCGGGCACCGACAGGCCGGAACAGGAAGUGGAAGACGGACAGGAAGUGGAAGACGGGCAGGAGACGCUGGUUCCUGUGGCGGCAGUAGCGCCGGUGAGUCAGGCGGCUGAGCCGGAGGCGGCGGAGUCCGUUCCCAGCGAGCUCCACGCCGCCGCCGCCGCCGUGGCUCCCAGCUGCCUCCUCCCCGAGCGAGAGGAGGCCGUGGAAAAGGCCGACGAGGAAAUCAACGACGACGAAGAGGUGGGGGAGGAAGAGCGGGAGGGCGUGAGCGGCGCUCUGCCCGUGGAGCAGGCUCAGCCGGGUUCUGCAGGCCCGGCCGGGCCCGUGUGGCGGGGCGGGGCGCUGACUGCGGCGCUGGAGGAGGCGAGCCACCAGGGGGCGUCAGAGCUGAGCGCUCCAGGUGAGCUGGAGAGCGCGGACCUCCUGGGCGAUGCCAGCCCGAAGGGAGCGUCUGCCAGCUCCCCCGCCAAGGUGCCCGACACCCCCGCCAACGAGGAGGACGAUGACGAAGACCCGGUGUGCGACAUGGAGGUGGGCUCGGAGCGGGCGGAGGACCCUCCCAGGGUACGACACGAGGGCGAGGAUGAGGAGGAGGACGAAGACGUGGAGAUGGCCAGCGAGGGCGUGACCGAGAGCGGGCUGGAGAGCUACGGCAACGUGGACGAGGACGACUUCGCCGAGGACGAGCGCCUGGACAACCUGAACCGCGCCCCGCCCAUGGCCCCGCCCCUCCUGCCCACGGCCCCGCCCCUAGCCCCACCCCUGGCCCCGCCCGCCCCCUGGUCCCAGUGCAACCCAUUCGCCGACCCCUUCUCCCAGCUGCCCCAGCAAGCGGCCGACCUGCUGACCGGGCCCUCCGAGCCCUGGGCCCCGGACCCCGAAACGCCCACCCAGUCCCCCGCGCAGGCCUGGCUGGAGCUCAGCACCCCCGCCCUGGUCCCCGUCCCGCUGACCCGGGACUCGGCCCGCCCCCAGGGGGCCCCCCCGGCGGGGGGCAUGUCGCAGUCCAGCACGCUGAGCGGGGCGGAGCUGGCUGCGCAGAGCAGCAGCAGCACCAGCACGCCGGAGGAGCUGCGCCGGUACGGCAGCGGCUCGGAGGAGCUGGCCCCGCCCCCGCCGGCACAGGCCCCGCCCCCGCUGCCCCACGCGGCGCACGACCUGGCCGACGAGGAUGAGGAGGAGGAGGAAGAGGAGGCGGAGACCCUGCCGGCCGACGAGCUGCUGGGAGGCCCCUCCACGGCCCCGGAGUCGGCCACGUCGUCCCCCGCCUCCUCCUCCUCCUCCUCGGCCGACGAGGCCAGCGACACGGAGGGCGAGAUGCAGAUCAGCGAGCCGGACGCGCGCGGCAUCGACAACAUGGCCUUCGACAGCCCGGCCGCCGCCCAGAGCCUGCCCGCGCUGGAGGAGCGCGAGGGCGAGGGCGAGGAGGAGGGGGAGGGGGAGGGCGGCGGGGGCACCCCCCAGUCCGCCAACUCGGCGGCGUCCUACGGCUUCGACUGCACCACCUCCACCUCCACCUCCACCUCCAACUCCAACGCCCACUCCAGCGCGGAGAGCUGCAGCAAGAGCCCCGGCAUCUUCUCCCUGGAGAACGAGGACCAGCUGCUGGAGCAGGCCAAGGACGCCCCGCUCAUCCAGGAGCUGGGCCUGCCCGCGGGGGAGGCGCGCCCCCGCCCGGAGGAGGAGGAGCAGCACUACAUGCUGUGCGGCAAGACGGGGGCGGAGCUUCCCGACCGGAGCGCCGAGGGGGGGGGCCCGGCCCCGGAGCCCCUCCCCUUCUCCGCCCAGCUCGCCGGCGACGCCCCCGACGCCCAGGCCCCCUACUACUCGGCCAUUUGUGAAAAGACUGAUAACGUUCUGUCAGGAGGGGGGUGCGAGCAGGACGAACGGACAGGUGUGCAGCGGGAGGAAUCUCCGUCUCCGUCGCCGCGGAAACCGCCCUGCCCGCUGCCCUGCGAUCACGUGAGCCCGCCCCGGCCGCCCCCCGCGGACCUGCCCCUGAGGCCCGGCCACGCCCGCGCCCCCGCUCCGCCCAGCGCGCAGCUGCUCCGGCUGCAGCAGCACCAGCAGCAGCUCCUGCAGCUGCAGCAGAGCCGGGAGCGCCAGAGGCCGCAGGCGCAGGGGGGGAGAGAGCAGGAACAGCAGAGGCAGCAGGAGGAAGAGGGGAAAGAAGAUGAGGAGGAGCAGCGCAGGCGGCAGGAGAAAGAGCAGCAGGAAGAGGGAGAGGAGCGGAGCAGGCGUGAGCAGCUGGAAGAGGGGCAGGAGGAGGAACACCACAGGCGGGAGCAGCAGGAGAAAAAGGAGCAGGAAGAGGAGGAACGGCACCGGCAGGAGCAGCAGAGGCAGUUGGAGCAGCAGAGGCGGGACCUCCUCCAGCUCCAGCUCCACCUGCAGCAGCAGCAGGUGGAGGAGCAGAAGCGCAGGAGGCAGAUCUUGCAGUGGCAGCAGGAGCUGGAGCAGCAGCAGCAGCAGCAGCAGCAACAGCAGAAACAACAACAGCAGCAGCAGCAGCUGAAGGCCCAGAACACGGUCCUGCUGUCCCCCUCCUCUGGCCUCUGCACCAUCUACGAGGCCAUGGAGACCAGCGAUGAGGAAGAGGAGGCUGAGGUAGAAGAGCUGGUGAAAGAAGCUGGGCAGAAGUGCGAGGAGAGGACCACGGAGGAAGAAGACGGAGGUGAAGACUCCCCCUCUCGCGGGGUCCCCGUCGCCCCCGAUUCGCCCAUAAUGCCCGAUUCGCCCGAGCGUCCGGAGCAGCAGCAGCGCCCAAUCCCGCCGGACAGCCCCCUGGCCUCCCCCUCCGGCGCCCCGCCCCGCCCGCAGCUGGACCUGGACUGGAGCAAGAAGGUGGACAUCGUCCAGCAGCUGAUCAACGAGACGCUGCUGCUGACGGGGGAGGGCUGCCCCCCCCUCCUGCUGCUGCCGGGCGGGGGCGGGGGCACCCUCAGCCCCCUGGAGAGCAGCCUGUGGCCCACCCUGCUGCCGCCGCUCACCCCGCCCUCCGCCACGGUCACCUCCGUCAGCAGCUUCUCCCCCGAGGACCAGGGAAGCUCCCCCCAGGGCGAGUGGACGGUGGUGGAGCUGGAGACCCAUCACUGAAGAGGAGCAGGGGCCCCCCCCCUCCCCUCAGCACCCCCCAGCACACAGCGACCACACCCAUCAUGAACACGUAGACCCUGAGAACCACCGUGGCCGUGCCAUAUCAUUUACAGACCACAGACAUUAUUCCUUUAUCUUAAUGAAUUUCCAGGGAUCUCUCAAUGACACGGAAAAACACGGGUUUGAGGAAAAAGAAAAAAAAAAAAA